Molecule: messenger RNA, 765 nt
Organism: Acanthoscelides obtectus
Lineage: Eukaryota; Metazoa; Arthropoda; Insecta; Coleoptera; Chrysomelidae
Source: the annotation of a GenBank genome assembly
AGUGAAUGAAAACACCUAAUGUAAGUGUCUGUGCAAGAGCGAGUAGCAGGUGCAUUAAGGAUCGGUUUGCGCAGCGUCAAUUUCUGUUGGGAAGGUUAAAAUACGCACAUGGUACAGUUAGUUAGUUUGUUUGCUUAUCCCGUUUGGCAUUCAUUAGCGCUUGCCAAAAACCGUGAGAAUGGGUCUAGGUUGGUUUAGCUACAUUAUUGAGCAGGGCAACAAAAAUGCUCUCGCUUGAAUGUCACAAGAAACAAGAAUUCUGCUUUGGAUGCUAGGCAGUGGUACAGAAAACUACAUAAUAACAGCUAAGAACGUGCUCUUAUUGUUGGCACCAUCAUUAAGCAAUCUGCUAGACGUAAGCUUUGACGACUAUCCGGACCUAGAAGAUAUAUUCAAUCCAAGUGCGGAUAAUUCAACCAUUCCCAAACCAGACAAUAUCACCCUAGAUCUGGCUCAGAUAUUAUUUGGACCGAGUUAUGCCUCGCCAGUACCCAGCUCGACGACAGAACACCAGCCUGUGAUUACUCCCGCUAAGAAUGAAACACAUUCAAGGAAGAAAAGGAUGACUGGCUUGCUGAGACUAUUCGUCGGAGGAACGCAUUCUAAGGAUGACUGAUGACUGGUUAUAUACAUGUGACCGCCUUAUUUAUUUUUUAUUUAUUGUAAAGUAAAAAUAAUUUAUACUCUUGUGGAUUAUUUAUUAUUUGGUGACUUAAUGACUAUUUUCCUUUAUCGUCUAAUGUGAUGUUAGAGAUAAAGUAUGAC